CAGCGGCAGCAGCAGCACCACCACUACCAUGGCAUCCGAUUCCUCCCCCCCCGCCUCCUCCUCUUCUACCACCUCGUACUGCAGCACGCGAGGGGGUGCGAAGGGUGUGAGCUUCGAGAAUGUCGUGCUGGGAGGGCUGGCGGAGGACAGGGGGCUGUAUGUGCCGGAGGUGCUGCCGAGUGUAUCCGCUCAAGAGCUUGCGGAGUGGCGCAAGCUGGCCUUCCCCGAGCUGGCGUUUAAGAUCAUGUCCAAGUACAUCUCCACAGAAGAAAUCCCCUCCGAUGACCUGCUGGACCUGUGCAAGAGGAGCGCCACCAACUUCCGUACGGAAGAGGUCACCCCCGUCGUACGCGUCGGGAAGGCCUGGGUCCUCGAGCUCUUCCACGGCCCGACGUUCGCCUUCAAGGACGUGGCUCUUCAGUUUCUGGGAAACCUGUUCGAGUACUUCCUGCUGCGUCGACGAGCGAAGGGGGAAGAGGCGGGUCUCACCAUCCUGGGAGCUACUUCCGGGGACACCGGCUCGGCGGCCAUCUACGGCCUGCGAGGAAAGGCGCACGUGAACUGCUUCAUCAUGUUCCCCGAGGGGCGCGUGAGCGAGAUCCAGGAGCGUCAGAUGACGACUGUGCCGGACGCGAACAUCCACUGCGUCAGCGUGGAGGGGUCCUUCGACGACUGCCAGGACAUCGUCAAGGCCGCCUUCGCAGACAAGCCCUUCAGGGAGGAGGUCAAGCUCGGCGCGGUGAACUCCAUCAACUGGGCAAGAGUCUUGGCCCAGAUGACCUACUACUUCUGGGCGCACUUCAGGGUUUCCGAGGCGCUCGAGGCGGCGGGAGAGCCGUUGGAGGAAGGGUCCGGCCUGAGCUACUCGGUCCCGACGGGAAACUUCGGUGACGUGCUCGCGGGGUACUACGCCAAGCGCAUGGGGCUGCCGGUGGACCGCCUGGUCGUGGCCGUCAACGAGAACGACAUCCUGCACCGGUUUUUCUCCACCGGGAAGUACUGGCGGGAGGGCGUCGUGCCCACCCUUGCUCCCAGCAUGGACAUCUGCGUCUCGUCGAACUUCGAGCGUUACCUCUUCCACCUGUCGGGCGACGACGGAGAGGUUCUCGCCGGCUGGCUCAAGAGCUUCGAAGCAACGGGCCAACUUACGCUGGAGGGGGAACUACUGGACCAGGCGCAGUCGGCUUUCAGCUCCUCCAGGGUGGUCACAGAAGACAACCUGGCGACUAUCAAACAGUUCUGGGACGAAAAGAGCUACCUGUUGUGUCCCCAUUCCUCCGUGGGGGCCAAGGCACCGCUGCAGCUGGGAAUGCCGGAGGGGAAGACGGUGGUUCUGGCCACGGCGCACCCGGCGAAGUUCCCGGAUGCCGUAAAGAAGGUGGUGCCUGACCUUCCUCCGGCACCGGAGGCGCUGCAGGUGCUGUGGGACCUGCCCACUCGUUCUACCAAGAUGCCCAAUGACUUGAAAAAGGUGGAAGAAUUCAUGUUGGAAACCUUGAAGGCAUGAUGGAGACCAGCGUGCGUGCGGCUAUCUACAGUAUCCAGCUGCACACAGCAACCGGGGGGUGACCACGAUACGGUGUU
Molecule: messenger RNA, 1584 nt
Organism: Ectocarpus siliculosus
Lineage: Eukaryota; Phaeophyceae; Ectocarpales; Ectocarpaceae
Source: the annotation of a GenBank genome assembly